Molecule: messenger RNA, 2649 nt
Organism: Oncorhynchus gorbuscha (pink salmon)
Lineage: Eukaryota; Metazoa; Chordata; Actinopteri; Salmoniformes; Salmonidae
Product: F-box/WD repeat-containing protein 7-like
Exons: 13
Coding region: 346-2544 (732 amino acids)
Biological process (GO): ubiquitin recycling; proteasome-mediated ubiquitin-dependent protein catabolic process
Cellular component (GO): cytoplasm; nucleus
Molecular function (GO): ubiquitin binding
Source: RefSeq, a predicted model, not a curated record
UCAUAACAAGGCGCCAGAGAGGGUGACGUCAUCAGAGCACGCCAACCCGUUUGGGUUUCUCUUGCAGAAGAUAAAAGAGACUGAAAAGUGCCUCUUUCUCCGACCUAUACGGGCGUGUUUAUGUUUCUCUGUGGACUCCAUGCCCUUCGCCGUCUGAUGAACGGAUUUUAGCGUAUUUUACGGGGGGGGGGAAAGGGGCCAAAAUUAGAUUUAUUUCGAGUGCAAAGACUGGAUAAAACGCCACUGUACUUGCAACAACGGCCAUCUGUUUUCGGUGAAGUUUUAUCGACCAGGAUGCCCCAGCCCUCUUCUUCCAUCUGACGACGGUAGGACAAUAGUCUGGAGAUGAAGCAGGAUCCAUUGACCAAGGGUGGUAACACCGCCACAAGGAUAGACUCUAUUGGGGUAAUGAUGCUAGCCAGCACCCCCUCCUCCACUUCCUCCCUCUCUUCCUCAAUAUCCUCCAUCUCUUCUUCAUCCUCCUUGCAGGGAGAAAAGAGAAAGGGAGAUGAGGAGUUCAUUUGUCGAGAGGAGGAAGAAGGGGAGGUGGUCAGCGUUGCUAUAGUGACCAUAGCGGAGGAGUCCUGCCCUUCCGAACCGUUUGGAACUGUUGCCCACGGGGAGGUAGCAGCCAAUGAGAGUGGGGUGAGGGAUGGAGACUGCCAAUCAAAAACUAACCAAAGUACCCAAACUGAAGAAGAGGAGAAGCAUGAGGAGGGAGAAGGAGGAGAGGAGGGUGUAAAAGAGAAAGAAGAAGAGGAGGAAGAAGAGAUGGCUGAAGAUGAGAGUGACCAUUCUGCCCUGUUGGAGGAGGAGGAGGAUGAUGAGGGAAGGAACCAGGUGUUUGUCUCGGAUUACAACUUGGGGUUGUCGGACAGUCUGACCACUGGAAAACCAACACUCCUCAACAUCAAGAUGAAGAGGAAGUUGGACCAUGGACCAGACGUCAGGCCGUUCUCUUCAGUCAAGAAACACUGCAAAGGUUCCAGCUACCUCAGUCCCUGCAGUCUCGUUCCAUUCCAGACCACGCCCACUACCUUUGGAGACCUGCGAGCAGCCAAUGGGCAUUCAGCUCAGCGGAGACGUGUCACCUCAGGCCCGCCCCCCUCCGGCCUACAGGACUGGCUUCACACCUUCCAGGCGUGGAGUGGUCCUGAGCGCCUAUUGGCUCUGGAUGACUUGAUUGACAGCUGUGAGUCCAAUCAGGUGAAGCACAUGAUGCAGGUUAUUGAGCCUCAGUUCCAACGAGACUUCAUCUCCCUGCUGCCCAAAGAGUUGGCCCUGUAUGUCUUGACGUUCCUGGAGCCCAGAGAUCUGAUGCAUGCUGCUCAGACCUGUUCCUAUUGGAGGAUACUGGCUGAGGAUAACCUGCUGUGGAGGGAGAAGUGUAGGGAGGAGGGUAUAGAAGAGUCCCUGGUUGUUCAGAGGAGGAAGACUCUAAAACCUGGGUUCCUCCACUCCCCCUGGAAGAGUGCCUACGUACAACAACACCGGAUAGAGAGCAACUGGAGGACUGGAGAUAUCACCUCACCUAAGGUCCUGAAGGGUCACGAUGAUCAUGUGAUCACAUGUCUGCAGUUCUGUGGUGACCUCAUCGUCAGUGGAUCUGAUGACAACAGUCUGAAAGUCUGGUCUGCCCUGACCAGCAAGUGUCUGCGUACAUUAGUAGGCCAUACAGGAGGCGUGUGGUCCAGUCAGAUGAGUGGUAACAUUGUGAUCAGUGGGUCGACAGACAGAACUCUGAAGGUUUGGGAUGCAGAGAGCGGAGAGUGUGUUCACACCCUGUACGGACACACCUCUACUGUACGCUGCAUACACCUGCAUGACAAACAGGUUGUGAGCGGUAGCCGUGACGCUACGUUGCGUCUGUGGGACGUAGAUUCUGGCGAGUGUCUCCACGUCCUGACGGGUCAUGUGGCGGCGGUGAGGUGUGUCCAGUAUGACGGCCGCAGGGUGGUCAGCGGAGGAUACGACUUCAUGGUGAAAGUCUGGGACCCUGAGACAGAGACCUGUCUACACACUCUGCAGGGACACACUAACAGAGUCUAUUCACUACAGUUUGACGGUGCCUACGUGGUCAGUGGAUCUCUGGACACCUCCAUCAGAGUAUGGGACGUAGUGACGGGAGGGUGUGUCCACACGCUGACCGGCCACCAAUCACUGACCAGCGGUAUGGAACUAAAGAACAACAUCCUGGUGUCUGGCAACGCUGACUCUACUGUCAGGGUCUGGGAUAUACAGACAGGACAGUGUCUCCACACACUGCAAGGUCCCCAUAAGCACCAGUCAGCAGUGACCUGUCUCCAGUUCUCUCGCUCCCUGGUGGUCUCUUCAUCAGAUGACGGGACAGUGAAGCUGUGGAGCCUGGCGACGGGGGAGUGGAUCAGAGACCUGGUGGCUCUGCAGAGUGGAGGAUCAGGGGGAGUGGUGUGGAGGAUCAGGGCAUCUAACACCAGACUGGUAGCAGCCGUUGGCAGCAGGAAUGGAACAGAGGAGACUAAACUCUUGGUGCUGGACUUUGACCUCACUGACACCCAGAAGUGAUGUCAUUUAAAAUGGACGUUAUGUCAUCGGGAAAGGAUGCGAGGCAAUCAAAUAAGGACCCAAUAUCGUCAUAUGGGAACGGAAAGCUUGUGGUGAUGAGGAGGA